Messenger RNA from Sus scrofa (pig), 10408 nucleotides. The record is from RefSeq and is a predicted model, not a curated record. Lineage: Eukaryota; Metazoa; Chordata; Mammalia; Artiodactyla; Suidae.
AGAUCUGCUGUUGCUGUGGCUGUGGUGUAGGCUGGCAGCUAUGGCUCCGAUUUUACCCCUGGCCAGGGAACUUCCAUACAGCCCUAAAAAAAAUUAAAAUGUGGACCGUAUAGUUUAACUCCCUAGGUUCAAAGCCUGGCUCCUCCACUGAUUAACUCUGUGACCUGGGAAAGUAUGUCCCAUUUACCCCCUAGAAAAAUAGUACUCAUUUUCUAGACUUAUGUUGUGAGAAUUUGGAGAAAUUAUUCAUAUGCAAUAGGCUGAAGAAUGGUCACCCAAAAGAGAUGUUCAUGCUCUAACCCUAGGAUGUAUGAAUGUUACCUUGCUUGGAAGAAGAGUCUUUGCAGAUGUAAUAAAGUUAAAGAUCAUGAAAUGAGGUCAUUUUGGAUUGUCUGAAUAGGUCCUAAAUCAAAUGACAAGUGUCCUUAUAAAAGCAUGAGAGAGAAAGAUUAGACCAACAGAAGAGGAGGUGGCUGUGUGGUCAGGGAGGCAGAGAUUAGAGUGAUUCAGCCAAAGUAAAGGGAUGCUAACAGCUUCUAGAAGCUAGAAUAGGCAAAUAAUUGAUUCUCCCCUAGAUCCUCUGGAGGGAACACUACCUUAUUACUUUCACUUCAAACUUAUGGCCUUGAGAGUUAUGAGAGAAUAAAUUUCUGCUGUUUCAAACCAAGUAUAUGGUAAUUUGUUGUAAUAGCCAAGGUAACCAAUACACCACAUGAACUAUGCAAACACUCAAUGAACAUGGGGUAUUAUUACCCCUGAACAAUAGAAAAAUGAGGCCUAAUGGAUAUUGGUUUCUCCCUAGUCUUUCCAGUCCCUUAAGUCACUCCUCUUUGCAUGAAGAGUUGCCAGUACUGGGAGUUGCUAAGAAUGGAAGAUUUUUCUCUGGCACCUCCGAGAGGGCAGGAGUGUUUGUCAAAGUCUCCAACACUUUCCUUAGAGAAAGGAAAUGUUGGUGGCAGUUCCUACAUUUUGAGCCAAGGCAGAAACACAUAGUGCUCAGAUAAUGAAGUUUCUAUUUAUAACACGAACUUGUACAGAUUUCUCCACCGGAAGAACACUGGCAGUUGGACUACAGAUCCCACAUGUGUCCAAAUAUAUUUUGUAUGACUUAGCCAAUCCCAAGGCUUCCUGGAGCUGCAAACACAAGCAGAUGGUCCUGGCAGGGGCACCACCACAGGCUGUUGGCUGAAAGCUUUCUCUGGAAGCUUCUUAGGGAGAGAUUGUGCCUGCUGAGUAGGGUGACCAUGACCAUGCAUCUGGUUUGUCUGGACUGUCGUGUUCUCCUGUUGUACUGGCACCCCAAAUGGUUUAGCAUUUGUCACUCUCAAAAAUGUCCCAGUUUAGUUGAUAAACUAUGUGCUUACUUCAGUGUGGAGACACAUUAUAGUCAGCUUGCCAUGGAAAAAGAUCUUAAAUCACAGGAAAAGAAAGAUUUCUUUCCUAAUGAGUUAGGCAAUGUUGCAACAGUACCUCUAAAACAGAGGCAAGGAUGGGUGAUCCAUCUGAAACGCUGUAGUAUAUUUUUAUCCCCAUGGCUGGAGAAUUAAAGGGCCCCAAAGACCAAAUAUAGAGAAAUGGAUAAUGAAAAAUCCAUAAUUCUAACAGGCAGUUAAGGUCAAAAGCCCUCAACAUUUUGGAGACCCUACUAUUAGGCUCCCAACCAGCCAAAAUGCAUGAAGGGAUUUCUGGAGAAAGCAGGAAUACUCCACAUCUACCAGAGUUAGAAAGACACACUCAUUGAGGUGCUGUGUGGCCCGUGGGUACCUUUUCCUGUAGAGCAGUGCCUUUCACAUCCAACCAGCCAAGCCCACCUGGGCCGAGCUGGUGAAAGAGUCUGCAGAAUUUCAGAUUAGCCGUUAUUGCUACUGGAUGGAGGUCUCUGGUAAGAUGGCUGGAGUCAGGCAGUGGGACAGAUCAUCUCCCUCAUCUGGAGAGAGUUAAGUGACCUCUCACUUUCUGAAACUUUGUGCUGUGUUUGAGAUGGCAGGGUAGAGAGGAAGAAAGAAGGCAAAAAAGAUGAUUUAAUGUUGGGAAAGUAUCCUUUCAAUGGGAAAAUCCUUCUCUUAGUUGAGGACACAAAUCCAGCAAGGGAUUUAGAUCAAAAAAAGAACUGUCUAUUAUCAGAAUUAUUAGAGUGACUAAGAUCCAAAUUUGAUAAAAUGUCCUUUGGGGGAAUAUGGUUUUCUCAGGAUAGCAUCCUAUACUCUCCAGGGCUGAAGGAAAAAGACUGGAAAAGCCCAAACCAGCCAUAUUCCUAUAAUUUCAGGAUUUAGGCACAUGAAGGAGGUUGAAGAUAGGGUGAAAGAGGUAACAGAGACCUAGACCAUGAUCAGAAAGUUGGAAAGAAGAUACAAGUCAUGUAAAUUCUUGUAUAUUCCAACGUAUAUGCAAUAAUUCUAUAUAUUGUUGGUCAACACAUGGAUAAUAAAAUUAUACCAACAUUCAUUGGAAAAGCACACAUACACUAGAGGGGAAGAAACAGGUCUUCCUAGGGAGAAGGAGAGGGGACACAGACUGGCCAUGGUGGGAGUUUUUUAUUUUCCCUUCAUCAUUCUCCCAAAAUUAUAUUGGAAGCAAUGACUUUGAAAGCAGGGACAGGGACCUGACUUCCAUGUCCCUGCCGUCCUGUCCCCAUCUCUCUAGAGCUCUGCCACUCCUGGCUCCUUACAAGGUCUGCACAUUCCUGGGUAGAGGGUUCACCGUGCUCCUCCCUCCUAGCAGACAAUUGCCAAACUUUGCCUAAAGCUCAAUUAGAUUCAAAGUCCCAUAUUUUCAUGGAGAGAAUGUUGUGAGGUUUUAGGAAGUAACCUUUUCAGCCAAUCAAUGACCCAUGAACAGAGGGGUUUAAUGGCCCCAAGAGAAGCUCAGACUUAGCAGGGAGUGGAAUGUGUUGGGGAGAAUCCAGUAAACAUGUGGGUGCAUGGUAAGAAAUGGGUUAGGAUACAUGGAAAGGAUUUUCUCUGGUUUAUAUUAAUGAUUCUCUCCCCUUUUCAUACUUCUCCAGGCCAGUAGUCUCCAAAUGUAGCCAUCAAACAACAGCAUCAGCCUCACCUGGGCACUUGAUAGACAUGCAAAUUAUUGGGCCCCACCCCAGACCUCCUGAAUCAGAAACUCUGCGAGUGGUGCCAUCACUCCGUUUUAACAAACAGAUGAUGCUGGAGGACACUAGUGUUUGUAAACCAUUUCUCCAGACAUGGUCCUUGUUGCUCAUAAUGAAGACAAAUCAUUAAAAAUCACUACCACACGAUUUCUUGGUAGAGACUCUUGAUGUCAGGUUAUAAUGUUGUAUACCGAAAAACUUUACAAUGUUCUGUAACAAUUUUUAUCUCAAAAAAUUAUAAAACCAAAAAAAUUUAGCACUACUAUCCUAGUCAUCCCAUCCCUACUGUCCCAUCUAUUCCAUCCAGGAAGGAAAAAACAGGAGAACAAAGAAGAUCAACAAAACCCAAGUGAAGGAUAGUCCUAAACUAGCAAUUGGAGUAAACUGCUUGAGAACGAUAACAGGAAAGCAAAACAAGUAAAGCAUAAUGAUUUGAAAUGACAGCGAAACCUAAAAAAGAACUAAGAUAAUGCUAAAAUUAAACUUCAAUAAAAUAAGCUAAAAGUUAAAAAUAGAAUAAGAGGACUAUAAGUGACAUUUUCCCUAAAAGUAAUAACAUCUGCCCAUAUCAUAUAACCAUAACUAUUAAGAGUGUGGCCAUGUUAUAAAAAUAAAGCCCAUGAGGUUAAUGAGUUCAAAAAGAAAAGUCCUAAGAGAGGAAAAAUAUAUGGGUGAGGGGGAAUUAGAGAAGAAACAAAACAGAACAAGGUCCCUAAUGGGGGGGUGUGUCUUCCCAGCAUCUGAGGCAGAAGAUCCUAGUUUUUCUGGGGAAGAGGUGAGGUGGGGAGAGCUUUGCACACCCUCAUCACCUUCCCUUUCAUUAGCCCUUCUCAGGACCUUCCAGCUCUCCACAGAAGGCAGCAGCAAGUCUUAGACCAACAAAUAUCCCUACAAUAUAAACAUUAUGCCUGUUACAGUGACAGGGCCUCAUCUGGUUCUUUUUUUAUCCAAGGUAGAAAACCUUGGUCUGUCCUGACUAAUUAGGAGCUAAUUUGCUUUGAAUAAGUUCAAGAUGUCUUUGUUUUAUUUCCUCUGAAUCUUGGCUAUGAUGGCUUUGUUUUUGAAGACAGACAUUUUCCUCUAACCAUCCAGUAGAGAUAAGAAUCCUAAGCCAAUUGAAAUCCUACACUUAAUUGGGUUUAAGGACAAUUAAAAUGGCUUUUCUAUUUUAAGUUUUAUUAAGUGUUCUUUCCCCUCCUUGUCUUAUUCUGCCUAAGAGCAAAGACAAUAUCCGGGCAGCUCACACCCCAGUGAUGGCCAGAUCUCGGAAGAGAGAACGAGGGCUUCAGCUAGAUGCAUCCACAUGUCACCUGGGUGCAGCUGUGGCUCAUGAACAAUAAUUAGCCUAAAAGCCAGUGGGAAGUUUCAUUGCUUCCCUCCUCUCCUCCCCGAGAUGCCAGAAGAGAGCCGAACUCUCUCCUUACCAUAGAUGAGCAGAGCGGGGUGAACAGGUCACUCAAUUUGGAGGCAUCAGGACUUUUGAAAGCUUCCCAGAGGAUUCUAAUGUCAGGAGUUUGAGAGAAGGGCUGUUACCCGGGAUCAGUUUGCCCUCUCUUCCUGGAAAACUAAAAAAAGAGUUCGAUGUGGACACGCUCAGUAAGUCAGAGCUUCGGAUGCUCCUCAGCGUGAUGGAAGGGGAGCUGGAGGCCAGAGACCUCGUCAUCGAGGCCCUUCGGGCUCGCAGGAAGGAGGUAUUUAUCCAGGAACGGUAUGGGAGAUUUAAUUUGAAUGACCCAUUCCUGGCACUGCAGAGAGACUAUGAAGCAGGUGCUGGUGAUAAAGAGAAGAAGCCAGUUUGUACCAACCCCCUCUCCAUCCUUGAAGCAGUGAUGGCCCACUGCAGAAAAAUGCAAGAAAGGAUGUCCACGCAGCUGGCUGCUGCUGAGAGCAGACAAAAGAAGCUGGAGAUGGAAAAGCUUCAGCUCCAAGCCCUUGAACAAGAGCACAAGAAGCUGGCCGCCCGCCUGGAGGAGGAGCGAGGCAAAAACAAGCAUGUGGUCCUGAUGCUGGUCAAGGAGUGCAAGCAGCUCUCAGGCAGAGUCAUAGAGGAGGCCCAGAAGCUGGAAGAGGUGAUGGCCAAACUGGAAGAGGAGAAGAAAAAGAUGAGUGUGUUAGAAGAGGAACUCUCUGCCGAGAAACAAAGAAGCACAGAAAUGGAAGCUCAGAUGGAAAAACAGCUCUCAGAGUUUGACACGGAGCGGGAACAGCUUCGUGCCAAGCUGCACCGAGAGGAAGCACACACCACUGACCUCAAAGAGGAGAUAGACAAGAUGAAGAAGAUGAUUGAGCAACUAAAAAGGGGAAAUGACAGCAAACCCAGCCUCUCUCUUCCCCGGAAGACCAAAGAUAGACGUCUGGUCUCCAUAUCUGUGGGAACAGAAGGACCGAUGACAAGAUCUGUUGCUUGCCAGACAGACCUAGUAACAGAAAAUGCUGACCCCUUGAAGAAGCUGCCUUUGACGGUGCCUGUAAAGCCUGCCGCGGGGAGCCCCUUAGUUUCCGCAAAUGCUAAAGGGAAUGUGUCCGCAGGUGCCGCCCUGGUCAGACCAGGUAUCGACAGGCAGGCUUCCCAUGGUGACUUGAUUGGCUCUUCUCUGCCUGUGGCCCCACCUCCAAGUACAACCAGAAUUGAGGAAAAUGGACCGAGCACUGGCUCAACAUCAGAUUUAGCAAGUAACCCAUCCCCACUCCCCAGUAACGCCGCCCCACCCACUGUGCACACGCCAGGCCCAGCUCCCCAGGGUUGCUCACCAGCCCAGCCUCCACACAGUUUACAUUCCCCGUGUGCCGGUGCGCCUCUGCAUCCAGGUCUGAACCCGCGCAUCCAGGCGGCGCGAUUUAGAUUUCAGGGUAAUGCUAAUGACCCAGACCAGAAUGGGAACACAACCCAAAGCCCUCCGUCCAGAGAUGUCUCUCCUACAAGUCGUGACAACGUAGUGGCCAAACAGCUAGCUCGGAAUACCGUGACCCAAGCACUAUCAAGAUUUACAAGCCCUCCAGCGGGAGCUCCCCCAAGGCCUGGAGCACCCCCCACGGGGGACGCUGGCACCUACCCCCUGGUUGGUCGGACCAGUUUAAAGACUUCUGGUGUAGGACGAGUUGACAGAGGAAACCCGCCUCCCAUCCCUCCAAAAAAGCCAGGGCUCUCCCAAACUCCUUCUCCACCACACCCCCAGCUCAAGGUUAUCAUGGAUAGCAGCAGGGCCCCCAGUGCAGGGGCCAAGGUUGAUAACAAAACUGUGGCUUCGCCUCCUUCCACUUUGCCACAAGGGAUCAGGGUAAUAAAUGAGGAGAACCUCCCUAAAUCUUCCUCCCCUCAGCUGCCACCAAAACCAUCCAUAGAUUUAACUGUGGCACCUGCAGGCUGUGCCGUUUCAGCCCUGGCCACGUCUCAGGUGGGUGCCUGGCCUGCUGAAACCCCUGGACUGAACCAACCUGCAUGUUCAGAAAGUUCCCUUGUCAUUCCCACCACCAUUGCCUUUUGCUCUUCCAUAAACCCAAUUAGUGCCUCAUCCUGUAGAGCAGGUGCCUCAGACAGCCUCCUGGUAACAGCAUCAGGCUGGUCACCCUCCCUAACCCCUUUGCUAAUGAGUGGUGGUCCUGCCCCCCUGGCUGGCAGGCCCACCCUUCUUCAGCAAGCUGCUGCCCAGGGAAAUGUCACUUUAUUAUCAAUGCUGCUUAAUGAAGAAGGACUGGACAUUAAUUACUCCUGUGAAGAUGGCCAUUCUGCCUUGUAUUCUGCUGCUAAGAAUGGACAUACAGACUGUGUGAGAUUGCUGCUGAAUGCAGAAGCCCAAGUCAAUGCUGCUGAUAAAAAUGGCUUCACACCCUUGUGUGCUGCAGCUGCUCAGGGACAUUUCAAGUGUGUAGAAUUAUUAAUUGCAUAUGAUGCUAAUAUUAAUCACGCUGCUGAUGGAGGACAGACACCUCUGUACCUGGCCUGUAAAAAUGGAAAUAAAGAAUGUAUUAAACUCUUGCUGGAAGCUAAGACUGACCGAAGUGUAAAAACCAGAGAUGGCUGGACACCAGUUCAUGCAGCUGUGGACACUGGUAAUGUGGACAGCCUCAAGCUUCUUAUGUACCAUAGGACACCAGCUUGUAGAAACUCGUUGCAUGAGGAACCUGAGUCGGGCGUCUUUGAUUUGAAUCAGGGAGAAGAGAAUCCUGAAGGCUUAUCCAAGCCCGUUGUUCCUGCAGACCUUAUUAACCAUGCCGACAGCGAAGGCUGGACUGCUGCCCAUAUUGCUGCUUCAAAAGGUUUUAAGAACUGCCUAGAAGUCUUGUGUGGUCAUGGAGGGCUUGAGCCGGAAAGAAGAGAUAAAUAUAACCGGACUGUGCACGAUGUCGCCACUGAUGACUGCAAGCAUCUGCUGGAGAACCUGAAUGCUCUUAAAAUACCCUUAAGGAUUUCAGUGGGUGAGAUUCAACCAAGCAACUAUGGUUCUGAUGACUUUGAAUGUGAAAACACAAUAUGCGCUUUAAAUAUUCGCAAACAGACAACAUGGGAUGAUUUUUCAAAAGCAGUGAGUCAAGCUCUGACAAAUCAUUUCCAAGCAAUAUCCUCUGAUGGAUGGUGGAGUCUGGAAGACGUGACGUUUCAUAGCACCACUGACUCCAGCAUUGGCCUCGGUGCAAGCAGUGUGCGAUCCAUCACGUUAGGAAAUGUGCCGUGGUCAGCAGGUCAGAGCUUCACCCAGUCCCCAUGGGACUUUCUGAGAACAAAUAAAGCAGAGCAGAUCACUGUGCUUUUGUCAGGUCCUCAAGAAGGCUGCCUCAGUAGUGUGACCUAUGCAUCCAUGAUCCCUCUUCAGAUGCUGCAGAACUACCUCAGGCUGGUCGAGCAAUAUCAUAAUGUCAUUUUCCACGGCCCAGAAGGAAGCUUGCAAGACUACAUAGCACAUCAGCUUGCACUCUGCAUGAAGCACAGACAAAUGGCUGCAGGAUUCUCCUGUGAGAUAGUGAGAGCCAAAGUGGAUGCCGGUUUCUCCAAGGAACAGCUAGUAGAUCUGUUCAUCAGUAGCGCAUGUCUGAUCCCAGUGAAACAAUCUCCUGCUAACAAGAAAAUCAUCAUCAUCUUAGAGAAUCUGGAAAAAUCUUCAUUGUCUGAGUUACUGGGGGACUUUUUGGGACCUCUGGAAAAUCGCAGCACCGAAAACCCCUGUACUUUCCAAAAAGGAAAUGGAACAUUCGAAUGUUACUACUUUCAUGAGAACUGCUUUCUGUUGGGAACCAUUGCCAAGGCCUGUCUCCAGGGCUCCGACUUGCUGGUCCAGCAGCACUUCCGCUGGGUGCAGCUGCGGUGGGAUGGGGAGCCCAUGCAGGGGCUGCUGCAGAGGUGCCUGAGGAGGAAGGUCGUGACUAAGUUCAGAGGUCAGGUGCCCUCUCCCUGCGAUCCCGUGUGCAAGACGGUUGACUGGGCCCUGGCUGUCUGGCGCCAGCUCAACUCGUGCCUGGCCCACUUGGGCACACCGGAAGCACUUCUUGGACCAAAGUAUUUCCUGUCUUGUCCUGUAAUCCCAGGGCAUGCCCAGGAGACAGUGAGGUGGAUGUCUAAGCUGUGGAAUGCUGUGAUUGCACCCAGAGUUCAAGCAGCAAUAUUGUCAAGAGCCUCCCUGAAAAGACAACCUGGCCUUGGGCAAACAACUAGAAACCCUAGCCAAGGGCAGCAGGCUGUGGUUAGAGCCGCUCUCAGCAUCUUGCUUAAUAAAGCUGUUCUACAUGGCUGUCCCCUCCAGAGAGCAGAGCUAGACCAACAUACAGCUGAUUUCAAAGGGGGCAGUUUCCCUUUAUCCAUAGUUUCAAGUUACAGCAGUUGUAGCAAGAAGAAAGACAGUGGCGCGUGGAGAAAGGUGAGCACCAGUCCUCGCAAGAAGUCUGGUCGGUUCCCUUCACCCACCUGGAACAAGCCAGACCUGAUUGAGGAAGGUGUCAAAAAUAAGACUAUAUUACAGCUAAAUCGUAACAGGAAUACUUCUCUGUCAAAACAAAUGUCUUUAGAGAAUGAGCUAUCAUUGACAUUGAAUUUGGAACAAAGACUCUCUCUGGGUUUGGAUGAUGAAGCAGACCUUGUCAAGGAACUUCAGAGCAUGUGCUCCAGCAAAUCGGAGUCUGACAUAAGCAAGAUUGCUGAUUCCAGGGAUGAUUUAAGGAGGUUUGAUAGUUCGGGAAAUAAUCCUGCAUUUUCAGCAACUGUUAAUAAUCCAAGAAUGCCAGUGUCACAAGAGGAGGUCAGUCCUCUCAGCAGCCAUCCAAUGUCUGAAUGCAGCAACAGUAAAUCAAAGACUGAGUUGGGUGUUUCAAGAGUUAAAUCUUUUCUUCCUGUUCCUAGAAGUAAAGUCACCCAGUGUUCCCAGAACACCAAAAGAAGCAGCAGCAGCAGUAAUACAAGGCAAAUAGAAAUCAACAACAACUCAAAAGAAGAGAUUUGGAACUUACGCAAAAACGAACAAAUAGAAAAACCUAACAAAUAGGCCUGCCUACAAUAUUCUCAAUCUUAACUUCUGUACAUUUCACACAGAAACCAAGGACAACAAGAUGUAAAAUACCUUUAAACAAAUCAAAUGUUUUCACUGUAAUAUAAAGUAUGAGUGCGGGACCACUAUUCAAGUUUUUUGUAAAGAAUGUAUUUAUAACCUUUUUUUUUUUUCAAUUCCAUAGGAUUGAAUUGCAAUACCAAGAAGUUAUACCCACUUUUAAAGUAGUUUUAUAAUAGAAAAAUUCUAAUAGUUUUACUCAAGAUGUUCAGGGGUAUUAAAACAACUGUGUACUGUAUAUCUAUAUAUAUGUAUAUAUGUAUAUUUAAAAAAGCCUAUGAAUCAUUGCAUACUACAUGCUAAAAAUAUGUAACAGCUUAGAUAACAUGUAUCAUUUUAAAUGGAAAUCAUAAUUUUAAGUUCACUGGAUGAGGAAUGACUAGAAUGGGGCAAUAACAAAUCAUUUCUAAACAAUUACUUUUCUUAAAAGCCAUAUUAAGUAUUUUGCCUGUUAAAUUCUAGUUUUGUUUUAAAUCUUUUAAUGGUUGCAUCAUGUAUAUUUAUCCUUAUGAAUUUGCAUUAUGACUCCUGUAAAAUAUGAAAGUAUAUAAUGCAAUAAAAGUGUUAUCUUUCUUACAAAAGUUUUGUACCUAAGUGGACAUUUAAAAAAAACUGUAAAUGCUUCAAUAAAUUAACAGUUAACCCCCCUCUUCAAUUCUAGUGGCACAAUUGAUAAUAUUUUCUAGAACAGUUUCUUUUAAAAUGACUAAUGAAAUGACUUACAACUCAGUUAAUAUGCCUUGACAGCAAAUAAAAUAUUGAAUUAGUGAAAUAA